UUUGUUUGCGUAUUUUCCAUUUUUUAGCUACUUUAAAAAUUUAAACAAUAAUAAAUCUGCUGAGUAUAUAUGAAUAUGUUUUAGGAAGGAUAUCGCUCCACAGGGCCGGGCCUAUAUCUGUUAUAUGAUGAAUACUAGUUUUGGGAUGAAGUUCUCUUUUCAAGGUCUAACGAUUAGGUCACCAUUAAGCCCGGGUAAAAUUCAAACCAAGAGUAAUACUCUUGAAUGUAGAAUUUGCGAUGAUCUAUUUGCACAGCAUGGUGAAAAAGUACCAAGAGUUUUAUCAUGUGGUCAUUCUAUUUGUCAUGAGUGCUUAAGUAAAUUACAGAAUGAGACAGUUGUUCAAUGUCCUUUUGAUAGAACAUCUACAAAUUUAGGAGAUGCUGGAAUUUGGGGAUUAAAGAAAAACUUUGCGCUAUUAGAACUUUUGGAAAGACUAGAACAGUUGAAAGAGUCAAAAGCACUUACAGAGUUUGUAGAUGAAGCAUGUGUAACAAAAUGUGAUGAAGAUGAUCGUCACCAAGCUGAUCUUUUUUGCACUGUAUGCUUAACAAAUCUUUGUAAUUUUUGUGCUAAAGAAACUCAUAAAUCUAGAACAUUGCUUCUUCACAAAAAAAUUCCUAUUAGUGAAAAACCACGUAUAAAUCCUCCAUGUUCAUUGCAUUGUGCUCACAUUUUAGAGUUUGCAUGCUUAGAAGAGUCUUGCCGUGAAAGCCCUUUAAUGUGUUAUAUAUGUAAAGAUUAUGGAGUUCAUAAAGGGCAUAAGCAUGUAUUAAUUGAAGAUGAAGCUGAAAACAUUAGAAAAUCUAUUCAAAAUGCACUACAACAUGUGAAAACGUUUUCUGCUGAAGUUACUGCUUUUUCAAGAAAGCUUGCUGAGAUAUCAGAAAAAAUUGAAGGUGGUGUCAGCAUAUCCUGCUCAAAUAAUGGAGAGGUAAUACAAAUACCGGUUAUUGGAAAUGCUGAAAUUGCAAGGUUGCGUAUUCGAGAGUAUUUUAAUGAAUUAAGGGAUACUAUUAGACAGCAAGAAAAUGAGGCUUUGUCAGUUGUUAACAGUUAUGUUCGUGAAAAUUUAUGUUCAAUACGACAACAACAAGAAGACAUGGCAGUUUUAAUUUCACAAAUUACUCAUGUUUGUUCUCAAUGUGAUCAAGCUCUAUUGCGAAGUGAUGCUGAGGUGAUUCAAGCAAGAGCAAAUAUUGUAAAUCUUCUUGAUGCAGUGCAGCAGCAACAGCAAUAUUUUACAGAGCUUUCAGAACUUUGCAAAGAAGAUCCUGAAAUCCCGUUUGCAUUUACAAAAGACAAUCGGGUGCACAUUGGACCAAAAAUGGAGAUGCGGGUUCUAGCUUUAGGUUUAGAUAAUGGUGGAAAGACAUCGAUUCUGUUCAAACUUAAGCAAAAUGAGUUUGUUUCAGCAAUCACAACAAUUGGAUUUAAUGUUGAGACUAUUGAGCAUAAAAGUGUUAAAUUUACGAUAUGGGAUGUUGGUGGUGUUCAAAAGCUGCGUCCAUUAUGGCGGCAUUACUACUUAAACACCCAAGCUGUGAUAUUCGUGAUUGAUAGUACGAACUUAGAACGAUUAUUUGAAGCACAAGAGGAAUUAACUAAACUUCUUGCAGAAAAAAGAUUGCAGGAUGCACUCAUAUUGAUAUAUGCUAACAAACAGGAUUUACCUAGUGCUCUAAGUCUUGAUGAUCUGCGUGAAAAAAUUGGAAUACAUCGACUUUGCUCAGGUCGCACUUGGACUUUAAUUGGUUGCAGUGCACAUACAGGAACAGGGUUAAAUGAAGGUUUAGACUGGUUGGCAAGACAGUUUUUGUCAGAAUUUGAUAAUUUAUCUUAAACUCCAAAUAAACUUUUGUUUUUUUUAUAUAUAUAUAUAUACUUGUAAA
This is a messenger RNA of Hydra vulgaris (swiftwater hydra), 1892 nucleotides long. The record is from RefSeq and is a predicted model, not a curated record. NCBI's taxonomy places the organism in Eukaryota, Metazoa, Cnidaria, Hydrozoa, Anthoathecata, Hydridae.